This is a messenger RNA of Schistocerca americana (American grasshopper), 2595 nucleotides long. RefSeq lists its product as uncharacterized. Gene Ontology annotation, molecular function: protein binding. Bases 203 to 2380 code for a protein of 725 amino acids. The transcript is spliced from 10 exons. NCBI's taxonomy places the organism in Eukaryota, Metazoa, Arthropoda, Insecta, Orthoptera, Acrididae. The record is from RefSeq and is a predicted model, not a curated record.
GUUUACAUGUAGCGCGUUUUGUUGUUAUACAAAACUGGAUGAUACGAUGAUGUUUGCUGCAGAAAUUUUAGUGAUAAUGCAUGAAGUGGAAGGGAAAGGAGAACUGUACGAAGAGCGAGCCUUUUCUUGUUCGUCAAUCACGUGACAUUUUCAAACGCAAUUAUAAUUUAUAUUAAAAGUUGCACUUGUUUGCAAGACGUUCAUGAUGUCCGAUUUUCAUUCGGCUUUCAAAAAAAAAUUAUGUAUGCGCGCCUACCGGGCAACGCCUCAUUAUUUGAUACCAGGAUUGAACCAGCAGAGAGCAUUAUGCCCUGAACACUGUAGUGAGCAUGGAACCCAACACACUCUUCAUUGUGUCGGGCAUAAAUUGUUUAUACCAAAAACGGAAACACCACGUCUAGUUGUAAGUGGACGUGACGUAGCUACAUCUCUCGUUAGUGAGAAGCUCAAAUGGCAAGAAAAGGCAAAUGCGUUGGCAGUACGUUACAGGAAGAACCCCAAAGCUAAUGCUUCACUGGAACUAUUACAUGGAAAAGUACUUGCAGGAGUAACUGAUGUUACUGUAUCAAAUCUAUUGGCACAGUUUGUGAAGCACAUGAGCAGUGAUCCUGAUGCAGACUUUACUGGGCCUUACAACUGGUAUUACAGUGAGGGAACCCUCAGCGUUGUCAACUUGAAGAAGAAACCCUUUGUAAUUUCCGUGCAAGGCAGAUAUCUGGACAAAAUAUGUUCUGUUCCACUAGAAGAAAAUAAUGGUGAAUGGAAACCUUGCCUCUCAUCAACCAUAACAAAAUGUGCCCCCAUUCGACGAAAACCCAUAUAUCAAAUAAAAGCAAGGAAUGUAAAAGGACGAGCUGUCAUAGGUGUGCGGCAGAGAAAUGCUGUUGCAGUUUAUUUGAACAAUGCCUGCAGACAUGAUUUGAAUCUUGUGCAACUUCAUACAUAUAAAAUUUGUGAGAAUGAGAGACCAUUAUCAGGCUUGGACCUUGAUACUUCUAAACCAGGGCACUUUUGUAGCUCUCACAGUGACAGGACAAUAAAAGUCUGGGAUCCUACACGCAGGAUACCCCUGCUGGAAGGCAGAGCUGCUCGCAAUAUAAACUGCCAGAAAGAAACUGGAAGUAGCUGGUGUGGUGUGUGGUAUGAUAAAAAUGACAUCAACCAGGUUGUUGUUGCCGACAACUGUUGUGUUACUUGGCACGAUAUCAGGUGCGGACUUAGUAAGAGUAAAGGAAUUUGCCUUGCGAGCACCAAACACAAGCUCCCACUGGAGUGGUCAUGCGAGGAAGUCUCACUUUUGGUGCCAUCACAGCUGCACCAUCAGUUGUACAUCGGCACUACCCACAGCCUGCUGCAGGUCGACAAAAGGUGGCCAACUCUAGCGCCACAGCCUGUGCGUCGAUGGACACACAUGCUAAAUGGACACUUAUUGAUGGGUCAGACUGUUCCACUCCAAGGAACAAAAUCUGAGAUUAUUUGUGUUUCCUGUACCCAGCAGGCAGUAGUGGUUCUUGGAGGCGAAAUCUGUUGCAGUCAGCAUCCACCUCUCUGUGUAACUGAAGCAUGUGGUAAUCAGGGCAUCGUGGGGCUUUCAUUUCUGCCACAUCCUUAUCUAAAAAGAAGUGACAUCAUUACACAAACUGGUAGUGGUGAUAUUAACUCACUUUGUUUAAAAUGGGAUGCUGGAGUUGUGGAAAAACCGGAAAUAUCAGAUGCAAAAUACCACUGCAAAUCUUCAGAAGCCACCUGGACACUGGGAAGGGGCCGACAGCUCCAUGUCACAGAACGCUGCAACAUGCAGCCAGUGUACUUAGGCUUACAGAGUGCCAGGAAGAGGUCACUUCACAGACAACACACUUCAUCCCUACAAAAACAACCAUGGCAAAGAUCAAAAGCAGAUUUGAUGUCUUACACUGAUGUCUUAGCUCCAGGAAUACUCGAGGCAUGGGGAAUAGAUGAUAUGCAGGAAUGGUCACCUACCAUCACAGAGCCUUCUGCUGUUGACAAAGUUCAGCAGUGGCUACAAAUGAAUUCCACAUCACUGAAUACUGUUGAUGGAGAAAGUGAAAUUACAGCUGUUGAGAGUGUUUCUGCAAGUAGACUUCAGACUGCAGAUCAGACAUAUUUGUCAGGUGUUCUUCCAGCAUCACAGUUUGUCGAGGAUGAGGCAGAAAAUUUCGACCCGAUUACAACCCAUCACCGUUUCUCGCAAAGCAGUUCUGUAAGAACUCGAACUGUGAUUCCUCCUUACAAUAAUAGUACAGACUUUCUAGAUACUAGUGGAGAUGCAUAUUUUCAUUUAUCUCCCAAUGUGGUGAAACAAUCAAAACCUUCGAAAACCACUAGUGUCAAACGAAAGUCUCAAGUACUAGGAUUUUAAACACCAGGAAAAAAGACAAUGUUUGUGCCACCAAACUCUGGAAAGGAAGAAAAGCUUGAAAUAAAUAAUGUGUGUUAGAUUUUAGUUUGAGAAGUCUGACAGUUGCUAUAAAAUUAUAUUUACCGUUAAGUACAAAUUUAUUUUUGUAUUGUACUGUAUACAUAACUUCAAUGUUUUGUACAGCCACUCCAAAAUAAAUGCUGCAUCAAAUACUG